CAGCGCUUGCAGUGUAAACACGAAGCAAUUAAAAAGCGAAACAUAAUUAAAACCAUUAAAAAAAAAAAUAAAAAAUUUUCAACAAUAAGGCAGCAUUAAACUUGUUCAAGUAAAGUAGUUCGUGUUAAAUGUGAAAUUAAAUAAAAAAUUUAAAAGAGUUUGGAAAAGUGAAAACAUGAAAAGUAAGGCAAAAUGUGUGUGAAGAGCUAAGAAAGCACAAAAAAGUUUAGAAAUCUUAAACAAGCAAGCACAGAGCAAAAAAAAAAAUUAUUUAAAACAAACAAAUUUAUAAAGUGCAAAAAUCCAAACAUUGCCCCUUUUCACAUUGUCUCUGGGGGCAGGCAAGAUCAACAUUAAAAUGGAUGUUAAAGACAUCAAGGGCGCCAAGGUCACCCAUGCUGGGUUGCUGAAGCAUAAUGCCGAUGGUACAACUGAAACGCAAAAGAUCACACAUGCAGGUCUGGUGGCACGUAGCCCAGAAGGUACGGCCGCCAAGGGCAUGAACAUACGCGGCAACGAGGACUUAUGGGUUGAAAUCCAAGCGAACACUUUUCGCAAUUGGGUGAAUGAGCAUUUGCGAGAAACUGGCAUGCAGGUACACGAUUGGGCAACAGACUUCUGCGAUGGCACUUGCCUAUGUGCGCUAGUGGAGAAUCUCCAAACUCGUCCACUUAAGCCAUCAUGGAAUCGACGGCCAGCGAAUCAACAUCACUAUUUAGAAAAUGCGACAACUGCCUUAAACGCUGUCGAGGCUGACCACAUAAAGCUCGUCAACAUUGGCAAUGUGGACAUAGUCAACGGCAAUGUGAAACUUAUUUUGGGCCUAAUUUGGUCACUGAUUGUGCGCUACCAAAUUGGCCGUAGUAAAUUUCCGCCACGAAAGCUUAUGUUGGCUUGGCUACAAGCUGCCUUACCUGAUUGCAAAAUCACAAAUUUAACUACCGAUUGGAACAGUGGAGUUAAUUUGUCAGCUUUGUUGGACUAUUGUCAACCUGGCCUCUUUCCACACUGGCGCUCACUUGAUCCUAGUCAAAGUGUCAGAAACUGCACGAAUGCCAUGAACAUUGCACAACGCGAAUUCGGUGUGCCAAAAGUGUUGGAACCAGAAUAUUUGGCUUCUCCAUGGUUGGAUGAGUUAUCUGGUAUGACAUAUUUAUCCUACUUUAUGAAACCUGGUGGUCCAGGCUACAAUGCCACAAUGCGUUGGGUUAACACUCAAAUUAAAGAACCUGUCAAAAAUUUCACUACCGAUUGGAAUGAUGGACGUGUUUUCUGUGAAGUUAUAAAAGGUUUAGGUGGACCUGCUCCAGCUCCUGAGAAACUCAGCACAGAUCCAUUUCAUUUUGAAAACAACAUUCGCAAAGCCGUGGAAGCUGGUGCCAAACUGGGUGUGCAGCCCAUUCUAACUGCCAAAGAUAUGGCGAAUCCAGAAGUCGAGCACUUGGGUAUUAUGGCUUAUGCAGCGCAUCUUCAGUGGGUACCACCAAGGCCACCGCUGUCCGAUUUAGUUAAUGUCUAUAUGGAGAGUAAUUCCGGAAGAGUAGGCGAACCGACCCAUUUUCGUAUUGACGUGAUGUCGCGCGAAGUCAGCCUGAGCCAAGUAAGGGCAGUGAUUAUGCCACCCACUGGUCAUCCACAGCCAGUCCGCCUGAAUGCUCACGGCGAGGGUGUCUACAUACCUGACAAAUAUGGCAUGCAUGAAAUCGUUGUCGAAAUUGGCGAGGACAGUCUCGGUGGACAUUUCUUCCGCGUGCUACCACGCUUUAUACAAGUAGCAGCGCCCGGCAUGGCCCCCUGUGCACUUGGCAGUCUAGUUGAAGUGCUCGUCAAUGCUACUGGUGCACCAAAGACGGAAGAUAUACUUGUCACUGCAGUCUCUCCGACAGGAAUUUCACACAAUUGUCCACUGAAGAAAGUGGAGGAAGGGCACAGCGCUAUAUUUAAGCCAGACGAAGCGGGAAUUUGGGAGAUUGCCAUUACAUAUCAAGGACGGCACAUACAAGGUGGUCCCUUUACAUGCGCUGUGUUCGAUGCAACAGGAGUUAGUGUGCAUGGUCUCGAUGGAGCACAAGCUCUGCGUGCACACUCUUUCGAAGUAGAUGCACGCGGUGUCGGCGUUACUGGUGAGUUGCACGUUGACAUUGUACACGACAAGCGUUCGUUGGUUUGCUCAAUUGAAAAGAUUGUGGAAAACAAAUUCCGCGUGACUUUCAUGCCACGACAAAAUGGCAAAUAUCGUGUUUACGUGUACUUUAACGGCUACGAUGUGAAAGGUUCGCCAUUCAUCAUGCGAGUGGGCACUAAGGGACGUUCGGGCAAGACGCGCAGCAGUCCUUUGCAUGACAACAAACACCGGUCAGAAAGUCCCUCAAUGCAUUACACAUCGACAACCAGUACACGGCACAAUGACUACCGUAAUUCCUCGUUGUCACGUAGGGAUUUGCUUAAUUCUCACAACACACCCGAACGACAGAGGUCUUAUUCACCGCAGUAUUCACCGAAGCUGGAUUCGAGCGACUAUCGUACAAGCUCAAGUUAUUAUAAACGCGAAAGUGAAGAACGAUUGGCUACAUCCCCUCCACCACCUCCGGCGCCACAACCACCACAACGUGAACAAUACAGUCCAACCACAAAGUACAUUAACUCCACGGACCUGUACACGGUAAAUGCACGGCGUGACUCUAAAGCUUCAACCUCUUCUUCCACCAAAAACGAUUACUACUAUGACAAAGAGAAUGAACUUUACAACCAGAAACGCACGAAUAGAAAUUUAAAAUUGGCACCACCACGCGAGAGUCGCGAAGAGUUUUACGAUCAGCAGCAAACGGCGAGAGCAACCGCAACGUACACCGCCAAGUUGAGCCCCAUUCCUAGUCCCACACACAAUAUACGUUCAAGCGAAGUGCGCACACACAGUCCACUCACAGUAAAAACCUCGAACCAAUACGAGACAGCCACACGCAAUCUGAGCGUAAGCCCACGGCAUAUGACGCCAUCGCCUGUUCAACGCUAUUCACCCAACAAUGCUUACAUCACAACAGCAACACAUCGCAUUGGCAGUCCAGUAUCUACACUCAAUAAGAAUGGCAUCAAUCGCUCUGAAUACGAAACUUCACGUAUUGAAAAAUCUUCAACCUACAAGUCUUCCUCCAACUUCGUUACCGAUUCCAAUGUACGCGCAAGUCCAUCGCUUUACGGCACUACAGAACGCAUACGCCGUACAGCUUCACCAGAGCCACGCAUCGAUCAUUCGUCCAAUGUGCGAGUUUCUUCGAUCAAACCCACAUCAGCGCGUCGUGACAGUUGGGAUGUCAUCAACAAAACGAAGCACAUGCUAUCCCAUAACUCACUGGAGUCCUUAGCUAACAUGACGGAAACACAGCUGAACACUGAUUUGUCAUAUAAUCGUCCCGACAUCGACAAUGAAACGCAACGAAACACACAAUAUAAUAAGUUUGCCUUACAAGAGAAGAAAUACCAUUCCGAUCGUGAUCGCCAUGGAAGCAUCGAUGAUGUCGAUCGUUAUAAACCAAGUGCCAUUACCGUCAAGUCACAUUCGAAUAAUACUUACACGGAUAAGUCAGGCGGCUACACGAAGACGGUUAAGGAAUCGAGUCAACAUGUGGUCACGGAACGCACACACACUGACAAUGGCGGCUUGAGCGGUCAAUACGGCUACAGCUCAUUGUCGCGUUUUCGUCCUAUAGACAACAAUGCCACUGGUGCCAAAGCAAUACGUGUACAAGACAUACCGAAUGGUGCCAUUGGACGUCCCGUGGAAUUUGAGAUCGACGGUUCAAAAGCAGGUUCGGGCAAUUUAGAAAUUCUAGUUAACGGAGGACGUGUGACUUCUUCUGUGCGUUCAUUGGGCGGACAACGCUUCAUUGCGAGCUUCACCCCUCACGAACCGGGUACGCAUUCUGUACAAAUUACGUUCAAUGGGGAAACUGUACCAGGUUCACCUUGGCACGUUGAAAUAAUGUCUUCUCCCGGUUUAACAGCACUUGGCGAAUCAACACGCCUCGUACCAGCAAAUACACCGGCGGUUUUUGAGAUACUGCCGCCUCCUGGACAAAGCCUGAGUAAAGGCGAGUGCGUGGCAACAGUUUUGACACCAAACAAAUCAAAACUGAAUGCCAGAGUCACCCAUGAGGCGGCAAAUGGUGCUGCACGCAUUGAGUUUGUACCCACUGAAGUGGGUACGCACAUCAUUGAAGCAUCGAUUAAUGGCACAAAAAUAGCUGGCGGACCUUUGAUAGCAAAGGUAUACGAUGCCAGUCUAAUACAGGUUACAGAUGUCAAUGGCGGAAUUGUCGGACAACCUUGCCAAUUUCGUGUAGAUGCUAGUGCAGCUGGAGAAGGUCAACUUGAAAUAUCAAUAAAUGAAGGCGAAGUACCAAACCAUGUACAAGUCGUUGGUGGCGGUCGUUGUUUGGUCUCCUUUACACCAGAACAAGCAAAAUCACAUUUAAUUGACAUUAAAUUUAAUGGUGAAACAGUACGUGGUUGUCCAUUUGUUUGUGCAGUGGCAGACACUUCGCGUGUUAUGCUAAACUUAUCAAACUUGGAACUGGUACCUGUCAAUCGGCCUGCUUCCUUUCAUAUAACUGUGAGUGGAGGUGGUGCCGCUGAGUUGGCAGUCAGUGUGCGUGGGCCACAUGGUGAAUUACCGGUGCGUGUAACAGGAGAUAUACACGCUGGUUUCACAGCUGAGUUUACACCCGUUACAGUUGGUGGUCACUCCAUUAAUGUCGAAUACAAUGGUUUUCCCGUACAAGGUACACCAUUCUUAGCAAAAUCUUACGAUGCAACAAAAGUAGUUGUGGGUAGCGUAUCGCGUGGUACAGUCGGGAGACCAGUGCAAUUUACAGUCGAUGCCGGUGAUGCUGGUGAAGGAAAUUUGGAAAUAACAAUUUCGGCGAAAGGACAAAACAUCCCAACGCAAGUUCAUCCGCAAGGCAGUGCAAGAUUCUCCGUUUCUUUCGUACCAACUGAAGCUUGUGAACACACAAUUAAUGUCUCCUUUAACAAAAUGCCCGUACCUGGUUGUCCUAUCACAAUCAAUAUUAGCGGUGGCAUGUCCGGUCCUCAAGUUUCACUUGGCGGCCCCGGACCUGUUCACCAAGCAAACUCUUUUGUCAUCAAUCACAGCGGCGGCCGUUUGGAAGAUAUUGAAGUGAACGUUGAAGGACCCGCUGGCCAAAUUGUACCAGCGCAAGUUCAUCAGACAUCGGACGGCAUCUUCAAAGCAGAGUUUGUACCAAGAGUAGUGGGUGAGCAUCGUGUCAAUGUGAACGUGAACAGUCUACCUACAGCCGGUAGCCCCUAUGCGGCAAAGGUUUAUGAUGUGAACGCCAUAAAAGUUAAGAAUGUGAGCAACGGCACAGUUGGUAAGCCUGUGACAUUUCUAGUUGAGACCUCACAAGCUGGACCAGGCAAUCUCGAAGUCACUGUAAAUGGUGGACGUGUACCAACUUCAGCGCAAGCACAGGGUCAGCAUACAUAUGCCAUAAGCUUCACACCACGCGAUGCACAAAAUCAUACGGUCGAGUUACGUUUCAAUGGUCAAGAUGUACCUGGUUCACCAUUUACCUGUCGUGUAUCAGCUGCUGCGCGUAUACAAUCACCAGAUACAAUGGAUAAAGUUAGCGUUGGACGUCUGUUUGAAUUUGUUGUGGAAUCAGAUGCAGAACCUUUAGUGGAAGUGCUUGGUCCAGCGAGACGUAGUGUACCAGUAAAAAUUGAUCCACUUCAGCCCAUCGGUUAUACAAUAAAAUUUGAACCAAUCGAAGUUGGUGAUCACUCAGUUGAGGUGCGCUUACCAGGUGCUGGCCAUGUAGAAGGCAGUCCAUUUUUACUUAAAGCAUAUUCCGCUGAAAAAGUUAUUGUUACUGACAUACGUCCGGGUCUAGUAGGCAAGAGCGUAAGCUUUGGCAUUAAUGCGAGUCAAGCUGGUGCUGGCAAUUUGGAAAUAAUUGUUGCCGUCAACGGAAAGAAUGUUCCAAAUUUUGUGCAAUCUGAGGGCAAUGCACGUUUCAAAGUUAAUUUUAAGCCAACCGAAGCAGCCGCUCACUCACUUUCAGUUCGUUUCAAUGGUCAUCCAGUUCCUGGUUCACCAUUUACAUGUCAUAUAUCAGCAGCACCUAUUUCUCUACCACGCGCCAUAGCAACAGGUGAAGUUCUGAAGCAAGCUGCUGUGAAAAUAGAAAAUUCAUUCGAGUUGGAAGGAUUUGAAGAUGUCGAACCACAAAUUUUUGUCACUUCCCCUUCAGGCGAAACUGUACCCUGUCUAACAAGUGGUCAAGAUGGUAACUACACGGCGACAUUCUGUCCAAAUGUUGUUGGACGGCAUUUAAUAAGCGUCACUGCAAACGAUCAGCAUAUAAAUGGUUCGCCAUUCUCAUGUAAUGUGUUCGAUGUAUCUCGGGUGGCGAUAAGCGGGCUAGAUCAGCAAUAUGGACCAGCGGCUCUGGGUAUACCAGUAACUUUUAGCGUUGACGCUGCAGGUGCUGGGGAAGGAACAUUAGAACUUGUCGUUUCUACAGAUACCAGUACUGUUAAAGCAGAAGUUGUGGCAUGUGCGCGUGGCUUAUAUGAUGUUACAUUUCUACCGCAGACUACUGAAACACAUUAUGUCAAUAUUACAUUCAAUGAAGUGCCAGUCGAUGGUAGUCCCUUCCGUGUUGAAAUACAGCAAACAACACAAACCAUACAAAUUGGUAGUUUAGCCUGUAUUGAUUUUCCCACUGAUGACCAAAUCGCUGAAAUUGUUGGGCCCGAUAAUAAGCCCGUACCAUAUACCAUUACCAGGCAAACCGCUGAAUUCCGCACACAUAUGACUGGGAACUAUCUUAUUAGAUUUAUUGAUCGAGAAACCCGUCAGCAUAUGGGCACUCGCACACUUACCGUCUUUGAUCCUUCACUUGUCAAAAUAACAGAAGUCGGCGAAGCACUUUGUCACCGUCCAGCUAGUAUAUCUCUAUCGCUUAACGAAGCUGGUCAAGGAGAAUUGUCGGCGUUAGUAAAAUGUGGUGGUACUGAGGUUCCACAUUCCAUACGUGGUCCUACGAAGUUGGGAGCGUACGAAAUUGUGUAUCACCCAACACGUGUCGCCCCACACAAAAUAACGAUUCUUUUCAAUGACGUUCCAAUAUCACUUAAACCGCUAGAAAUCAAUGUGCUCCCAGCAGGUGCUGGCAAAGAAAUCAGCGUAAGUGGCUUGGGGCUCUAUCAAGCGCGUGCCGGCAAAACGACCUCAUUUGCAAUCGAUACAAUCAAACGUCCUGCUAGAGAAUUUGAUGUAGUUGUUUCCGGACCUGGUGGUCAAGCACUUCCCGUUCGUUGCUAUCAAACUAAGAGCGGUCAUCUGCAAGCAGAGUUCACGAUUAAUAAACCUGGACAAUGUGUAAUAGAGGUACUACAUCAAUCCAAACCUUUACCUGGUAGUCCAUUUACAUGUGAAUCAUUCGAUUCAAGUAGAGUUCACGUUCAAAGUGUGCCAAAAGGUCAACUUGCUCUUCAUAGUCCAAUCAGUUUUACAGUGCGAACCGAAAAUGCUGGCAUUGCGGAGCUGGAGGCAUUUGCAGUUUCACCCACAAAUCAGAAUUUACCCGUCCACAUAACUGAACAGUCAGAUGGCAUUUACAGUAUUGAGUUUGUGCCUUCUCAGCCGGGUAAUUACAAACUUACACUCAUGUAUGGUGGAGAAACAUUACAAGGCUCACCAUUCACUUUCACGGCUUCUGCUACCGGUGUUAAGAAUGAUACGCGUGCUGCUGGAAAUGGCUUAGAAGUAUGUCAUCGCAACAAAGAAACUUCGUUUAUUGUCUACUGUCCUAUUGCUCCAAAUGUGCAAAUAGAACAAGUGGACGAAUUUGGUGAACGUAUUGAACCGAAGAUAAAAGCACUUGGCAACAAUGAGUGGCGUAUAUCUUACACAAUCCUCUCCGUUGGUCGCUAUGAAAUUCGUGCGAGCUGUCCGAAUCGUGGAAAUCUUCCCGGUUCACCAUGGCAUAUUUCAUGUGUGGAGGCUUCUAAAGUAACUCCCAUUGGUGGCUGGGGCACUUUACUGGACCAUGAGGGUCGUCUAAUACUGCCGGCACGAAUUGUUUUCGAUGUUGAAAAUGCUGGUCCAGGUGAAUUGGUGUGUACGAUUGACGGCAUUGAAAUUCCUGUUGAUAAGCUUAGCGAUGGCAAGAUGCGUGUUUAUGUAUCGGCCGAUAGUUUAGCAGCUGGAGAACAUGAUUUAGACUUAACAUGGAGUGGCCUUACAAUAGUACAGUGCCCGCGUAGUGCUUAUGUUACCGGCCAACAAGCUGCAGAUAAAGUUGUACUGACUGGUAGAGGAUUAGCAGCUGCACAAGCUGGUGAAGCAGCGCAUUUCACAAUUGAUGCGACGAGUGCACCUGCUGGUCGCCCGGAAGUUAUACUUAUUCACCAAGACAAUACAUCUGUGCCAGUUAGCUUGGCUCAACCACGUCCAACGGAAAAUAUUUGGUUGGCUUCUUAUACGCCACAAAAGUCUUCAUCUGGUUCACUUACUUUAACAGUUAAAUGGAAUGGGCGUGUGGUUAAAGGUUGUCCACUUACAGUGGCUGUCGGUUCUUCUAUGGAUGCUUCCAAAGUAAUUUGCUCUGGUGAAGGUUUACGACAUGGCAUUGUCGGAAAAGAUAUAAAAUCAUGGAUUGACACAAGACGCGCUGGUCCAGGUGAACUAACUGCGCAUUGUGCAGGUCCACGAAAAGUUGCUUAUUGCGAAUUGUAUGACCAUGGCGAUGCUACAUUUACUCUAAAUAUCAAACCACAAGAACCAGGUCGUCAUAUGCUAACUAUAAAAUAUGGUGGACAAAAUGUACCAGGCUCGCCAUUUGCUAUAAAAGUCGCCGGUGCUCCCGAUGCAAGCAAGGUAAGAGUUUAUGGACCUGGUAUUGAACAUGGUGUUUUAGCAACAUUUCAAUCGCGUUUCAUAUGUGACACCCGCGGUGCUGGUGCAGGUCAACUAACGGUGCGAGUACGCGGUCCCAAAGGUGCAUUCCGAGUUGAAAUGCAAAGAGAAAGUCAAAAGGAUCGCACAAUUCUCUGCAAAUACGACCCAACGGAGCCUGGUGACUAUCGUGUCGAAGUGAAGUGGGCUGGUGAAUUUGUACCUGGUUCACCAUUUCCUGUUAUGAUUUUUGAUACAGAAGAAGAAUUACGAAGGUACCUGCAGGGCAUAUGAGGCCAAAGCAGCGUCAGCACCAUUAUUCUACCAAGUCCUGCACUGAACCACCUAGCCCACCAUCAACAACAACAGCCAACAUUUCCACCUAUUCAUAUGCAUCAACCGCAACUGCGGGUAUCCCCUUUGUUUGGUAGCCAAAUACUGAACCAGCACUACAUCAGCAAUCCCGAUUUCAUUUACGAAGUCGGCUCUCGUACCUGCCUCAGCCGGCGUUGCAGACAUGACGCCUCAUGUACCCUGCUCUGACAUCUGCCGAUUUAAAGAGAAUAUUGAGUUCGUUUUAUUCCAAAGCCGCGUGCACUCCGACGCCUAUGGACAUUUUUAAGACUAACAACUCCAAAACGAUGAAAGCACAACGAAGCGCGCCUUUUGAAUGCAAUGCACCUUAAAUUUUAGGCGAUUUAUUGAGAAUAAAUGCAAUUAUUUAUCGUGUUAUUAAUUUUAGUUACUCUUACGGAAGCAUCAUUAUUAAUCAAAUAUGUAUUUAUGUACGCAACUGCUAUAUACAAAUUAUGUAGAAAUAAUAUUUUAAGCAAUCGAUUGAAUUAUACAAAACACAAUGCGAAUUAUUUAAAUAUUUACAAAAUCUUUAUUAGAAAUAAAAGUUAUUUUAUUG
Teleopsis dalmanni is the source of this 9836-nucleotide messenger RNA. RefSeq names its product filamin-C (gene jbug). Gene Ontology annotation, molecular function: actin filament binding. Gene Ontology annotation, biological process: actin cytoskeleton organization. The record is from RefSeq and is a predicted model, not a curated record. Bases 359 to 9217 code for a protein of 2952 amino acids. The transcript is spliced from 18 exons. Lineage: Eukaryota; Metazoa; Arthropoda; Insecta; Diptera; Diopsidae.